This is a messenger RNA of Trichomonas vaginalis G3, 966 nucleotides long. RefSeq names its product keratin-associated protein family. NCBI's taxonomy places the organism in Eukaryota, Parabasalia, Trichomonadida, Trichomonadidae. The annotation marks the transcript as partial. The transcript has a single exon. The record is from RefSeq and is a predicted model, not a curated record.
AUGUAUGACAACAUCUCUGAUUUCACAAGAUAUGAUGACGACCAUGACCCCGAACACGGUGAAGAAGAAGUUUUACAAACAUCCAUUAAGACAGGAAAGGUUUUAACUCAAAGUCUCAUUAUUGACACCAAAGAUGGCGAAGUGGACGUUCUUCAAGAGCUGAAGAAAAAUACUUCUUCGGGAGGUGGUGGUAGGCAUGAACUUGAAAUAAAUGAGAUAGAAGAGAAAUUAGCCGAAAAAGCAGAUAAAAACCAUGUUCAUUAUAUAACUUCAGACGAACAGAUUAUAACGAACUACCAUGGAUAUUUAACACAGGAUGAACAAAUAAGCACUGAAGAUGUUAAUGAAAGAAGAUAUAAAUUCAUUCGUGCUAAAGGUUAUGACAUAAGCUGUACUGUACAGUAUGACACAGGUAAAGCACCAGAAGCAUUUGGUUAUAACAAUGAAAUUUAUGCUUCAUACUUCUUUGUUAACGGUGUAUUAGUUGAACCAAGAUUUACUUUGAGAGUUAAGGCAAAAAUAACUUUUGAAGAUGCUAUUAAAAGUAAAGCCAGCAAAGAUGAACUUGGAGCAAUGAACAAAGUUUUGAAAUCUCAUAAACACAAUAUCUCCGAUAUAAAUGAACUUCAAGCUACAUUAAAUAGUAAAGCUGACAAGAACCAUACACAUGAAUCCUUCACUACUGUUAGAGCAGACGACAUAAUAUUGAACUAUACCCUUGGUUCAAGUGCACCUUUAGAGAAUCCGAGUACAAGCGUAAAAGAUACACUAAACUCCUUAAAUAGUAAAUGUAUGAACAUUGAAGGUCAUGCCAGAAACUUUGAAACACAUGAACUACCAGCAAUGUUAGAUAAGAAAGCUGACAAAGAACAUACACAUAAAUCCUUCACUACUGUUAGAGCAGACGACAUAAUAUUGAACUAUGAUUUGGGUUCAAGUGCACCUUUAGAGAAUCCGAGUACAAGC